Molecule: messenger RNA, 990 nt
Organism: Ipomoea nil (Japanese morning glory)
Lineage: Eukaryota; Viridiplantae; Streptophyta; Magnoliopsida; Solanales; Convolvulaceae
Exons: 1
Coding region: 1-990 (329 amino acids)
Source: RefSeq, a predicted model, not a curated record
AUGACAACGAACAACCCAAAAGCAAGAAGGGUCUGUUUUUCAUACGCGGCGUAUGCCAAGAAUCUCAUCCACCACCUCAAAUCCGCCGAUAUUCCGGUGGAACAAGGCCUUUCCGACGUAGAAAUCUCCGCCCUGGAAUCGGAUUUCCGCUUCACAUUCCCCCCGGAUCUCCGGUCUAUCCUCCGAGAAGGCCUCCCCGUCGGCCCCGGUUUCCCCAACUGGCGAUCAUCCUCGCGUCAACAGCUUGAGAUCAUCAUCAAUCUCCCGAUAUUGGGUCUGUGUAAGCAAGUUUCCAGGGGGAAGUUUUGGACGGAUUCUUGGGGCGAAAUGCCUGAGGAUACGGAUAUGGCGGUGAGUUUGGCUAAAGGGUUCACGAAAACGGCUCCUCUUCUCGUCCCCAUUUAUCGCCAUUUCUACAUCCCUUCCGCCCCGUGUUUGGCGGGAAACCCGGUACUCUACGUGCAUGGCGGGGAGGUGGAGAUACGGAGCUUCGAUAUCGCCGGAUUUUUUCAAACGGUGGAGUUCAGCAGGCGCGACGACGUCGUUUUCAGCCGGCCCAGCUUACCAAACUUGCCGAAUCCGCCGGCGUGGGCCGCGACGGAAGCGCGGAGGAUCGAAUUCUGGACGGAGUUAGUUGAGGCGCGUGGGAAUUACGGCGGCGGUGGUGGUCGGAAACACCGCCGGUGGUGGAGCGAGGAUUUGGAUGGGUGGGUGGGGGAGGUGGUACGGAGGUUGAGGGACGGUGGAUGGAAGGAGGAGGAUGUGAGAGAGAUGAUGAUGAUGGACGGCUGUGAUCAGUUUGACGAGAGACGUAAUGGCGGAGGCGAUAUAGAAGGUCUUAAGUUGUUAUCGAAGAUACUAUUGCGUGCGGGGUGGAGCACAGAAGAUGUGGUGGACUCGCUUGGGGACGAUUAUGAUUUCGAUCUUGCCGAUUCUUACUUCGAUUUCCAUCAAGGAGUAAUCAACGGUUUUGAUGAAAACACGGAGUAA